Molecule: messenger RNA, 948 nt
Organism: Menidia menidia (Atlantic silverside)
Lineage: Eukaryota; Metazoa; Chordata; Actinopteri; Atheriniformes; Atherinopsidae
Source: the annotation of a GenBank genome assembly
UUGUACAGCGGAGAAGCUCUGGCUCUGCCCAGGGUUCAGUGUCCCAACCAUCCCGAUGCCAUACUAGUGGAGGACUACAGAGCAGGGGACAUGAUUUGUCCUGAAUGUGGCCUUGUUGUAGGUGACCGUGUCAUCGACGUGGGUUCAGAGUGGAGGACGUUUUCCAACGAAAAAGCUCUAAAAGAUCCAUCCAGAGUGGGCGACGCCCAGAACCCACUUCUCAACGGAGGAGAUCUCACCACCAUGAUCAGCAAGGGGACGGGUGCAGCCAGUUUUGACGAAUUUGGCAACUCCAAGUAUCAGAACCGGCGGACCAUGAGCAGCUCCGAUCGGGCAAUGCUGAACGCCUUCAAAGAGAUCAGCACCAUGGCAGAUCGCAUCAACCUGCCAAGGAACAUAAUAGACAGAACAAACAACUUAUUCAAGCAGGUGUACGAACAGAAGAGCCUAAAGGGGCGAGCCAAUGAUGCCAUCGCAUCCGCCUGCCUCUACAUCGCAUGCAGACAAGAGGGCGUACCCAGAACUUUUAAAGAGAUCUGCGCCGUCUCCAGGAUCUCCAAGAAAGAGAUCGGGAGGUGCUUCAAGCUGAUCCUGAAGGCGCUGGAGACCAGCGUGGACCUCAUCACCACUGGCGACUUCAUGUCGCGCUUCUGCUCCAACCUCGGCCUGCCCAAGCAGGUCCAAAUGGCGGCCACCUACAUCGCCAGGAAAGCCGUGGAGCUCGACCUGGUGCCCGGCAGGAGCCCCAUCUCAGUGGCGGCGGCAGCCAUCUACAUGGCGUCCCAGGCCUCUGCAGAGAAGAAGACCCAGAAAGAAAUCGGCGACAUCGCCGGUGUUGCAGACGUCACAAUCCGACAGUCCUACCGUCUCAUCUACCCACGUGCAGCAGAACUCUUCCCUCCAGACUUCAAGUUUGACACGCCGGUCGACAAACUGCCCCAGCUGUGA